Camelina sativa (false flax) is the source of this 1694-nucleotide messenger RNA. RefSeq names its product spermidine sinapoyl-CoA acyltransferase-like. The record is from RefSeq and is a predicted model, not a curated record. NCBI's taxonomy places the organism in Eukaryota, Viridiplantae, Streptophyta, Magnoliopsida, Brassicales, Brassicaceae.
ACACAGAAAUUAAAACAUGUCGAUUCAAAUAGGCUCGUCGAUCCCUUUAGUGGUCGAGAAGAGGGUCACCGAAAUGGUGAAACCCUCAAAACACAUACCUCAACAAACUCUUUCCCUUUCAACACUUGACAAUGAUUCUUACAAUGACGUCAUUUACAAGUUAUGUUACGUUUUCAAUGCCAAGAACGUUGUUGAUGAUGAUGAUGAUGAUGCAAGCGCCGAAUCUCUGCUUAGGGAGGCUUUGUCCGAUCUUCUUGUGUAUUACUAUCCACUGUCAGGGAGUUUGAAGCGGCAGGAGACUGACAGGAAGCUUCAAUUGAGCUGUGGUGGCGACGAAGGUGGUGUGCCUUUCACGGUGGCUACUUCUGAAAAUGUGGAGCUCUCUUCUUUGAAUAAUCUGGAGAACAUUGACUCAGACACGGCCUUGAAGUUCUUGCCUGAACUUCACGUGGAGAACGAUGGUUAUCGACCUUUUGCUUUGCAGGUAACCAAAUUUGGGUGUGGAGGAUUCGUGUUAGGCAUGGCCAUGUCACAUGCAAUGUGCGAUGGAUAUGGAGAAGGUCAUAUCAUGUGUGCCUUAACGGAAUUGGCCGGCGGUAAGAAGAAACCAGCGUUGACGCCGGUUUGGGAAAGAGAAAGACUUGUGGGGAAGCCGGAAGACGAUGAUCAACCUCCGUUUCUUCCCGACGGCGAGACAGCCGCUUCGCCCUACUUACCAACGGAUGAUUGGGUAACUGAAAAAAUAAAUAUUAGAGCUGAUAGCAUAAAAAGAUUGAAAGAAGUUACAUUGAAAGAGCACGACUUCUCCAAUGACACAAUCACUACUUUCGAAGUUAUAGGAGCUUAUUUGUGGAAGUCAAGAGUUAAAGCUCUCAAUUUGGAUCGAGAUGGAGUCACUGUUUUGGGUUUAUCAGUAGGAAUCCGCGACGUUGUGGAUCCACCUUUGCCCGAUGGAUACUACGGUAAUGCAUAUAUCGAUAUGUACGUGCCAUUAACUGCAAGAGAAGUGGAAGAAUCUCCGAUCUCAGAUAUCGUAAAUCUCAUAAAAGAAGCCAAGAGAAAGGCCUGCGAUCAAGAUUAUCUCCAAGAAGAGCUUGCAAACACUGAAAAAAUCAUUAAGAUGAAUUUAACGAUCAAAGGAAAAAAAGAUGGGUUGUUUUGUUUGACGGAUUGGAGGAAUAUCGGGAUCUUUGGAUCAAUGGAUUUUGGAUGGAAUGAGCCGGUGAAUGUUGUCCCAGUGGUCCCACCGGAGACAGCUAGGAUGGUUAAUAUGUUCAUGCGACCAUCUAGGUUGGAACCGGCCCAUAUGGUUGGAGGGGUUCAGAUUGUGGUUACAUUGCCAAGAAUUGCAAUGGUUAAGUUCAAGGAGGAGAUGAAAGCUUUAGAGUAAAGCUUAUUUUUAUCUUUUAUUGUGUUCAAAAAUCAUAAAAGAAUAUAACUGAAUAAAUUGAAAAUACAAAGUGUGCACAUUUAUUGUUUUUAACAUUCUUAAUUUAAUUCUAGUUAGUUACUUUAAGAAUGAUAAUAAAACUUAUUACAAGAUGGAAAAAUAGAGAAUGCAGUUUUCUUUUUUGUUAACAUCAUACAAAUGGUGACAAAGUUUUUGAUUGUGCAGGAAAAGCAAUUUAUAGUUCGAUAAGAUUUAAUUGUGGUACAUGCAGGAGAAAUAUAAUUGUGGGACAACUGCAGAUAAU